Molecule: messenger RNA, 1768 nt
Organism: Pseudopipra pipra
Lineage: Eukaryota; Metazoa; Chordata; Aves; Passeriformes; Pipridae
Gene: POU4F3
Product: POU class 4 homeobox 3
Exons: 2
Coding region: 654-1628 (324 amino acids)
Biological process (GO): regulation of transcription by RNA polymerase II
Molecular function (GO): RNA polymerase II cis-regulatory region sequence-specific DNA binding; DNA-binding transcription factor activity, RNA polymerase II-specific
Source: RefSeq, a predicted model, not a curated record
AAGUCUUGGGAACUUUAAAGCUCGAAGUAGAAUUUAUUUUUGUUUAAGAACUUCGCAUUUUUCAAAAUGUUUGCAUCCCUAGUGCCUCAAAAUCCAAAAGUGUCUGAAGACGGGUCAAGACUGGGAGAGCAAAAAUUAAACGGCCGCUCAACGGCAGAACGUCGCCAACUUCAGGGCUGUUUUCCCUUGGGGUGGGUGUGUGGACAUCUGUCCGUCUGGUCCAAACUUCAGCCCGUGGGUUUUACCCACGGAGAAAUGCCCGCUCUCCCUUAUUCCCGACGGGGAAGGGCAGGAUUCGAGCGGGAGUGACGCGGGGCUGCGAGUCGCUCCCUGCCCCGCGCGGCAGCCGGACCCCCGCGACGGCGCGUCCCGGCCCCGGGUCCUGGGCGGGGGCUGGGGGGGUCGGGGGACCGGGGGGUGGGUCGAGGCGUCCCGCUGCCCGUGCCCUGCCCGUGCCCUGCCCGUCCUGCCCGGGCGCAUCACGCGUGCGCGGCCCGUGUGCGGGCGGGCAGCUUGUAAGAUGAGUGAGGGAGCGGUGGGGGGGCGGGCGCCGGGGGAGCUCUGCCAUCGAACACCGCUCACUCGGGCAGUGCCGAGGGCAGAGGCAGCCCCGCGCCCAUGCCCGGGGCCUCCCGCCCGCGGGCCGUGCGGAGAUGAUGUCCAUGGACGCCAAGCAGCCCUUCGCCGUGCCCGCCGCCCUCCAGGAGCCCAAGUUCCCCAGCCUGCACGCCGGCGCCGACGCGAUGCGCAGAGUUUGCCUCCCGGCCCCGCAGCUGCAGGGCAAUAUAUUCGGGAGCUUCGAUGAGAGCCUGCUGGCCCGCGCCGAGGCGCUGGCGGCCGCGGACAUCGCCCCCCACGCCAAGGGCCACCACCUCCACGCCCCGUUCAAGCCGGACGCCGCCUUCCACGCCAUGAGCGGCGUCCCCUGCGCCGCCGCCGCCCUCCCGCACCCCGCCGCGCUCGCCGCCCAUCCGCACCCGCUCCCGCACCCGGCGCUGGACGGCGGCGACCUGCUGGAGCACCUCUCGCCCUCGCUGGCCGUGGCGGGGCUGGCCGAGCCCCCGGCGCUGCCCGCCCCGCUGCCGCCGCCGCCGCUGCCCGCCGCGGGACCCCUGCCCGUGCCCGUGGGCGCCCCGGGGGGCCCCGCGCCCGCCGCGGACCCGCGGGAGCUGGAGGCGUUCGCCGAGCGGUUCAAGCAGCGGCGGGUGCGGCUGGGGGUGACCCAGGCCGACGUGGGGGCGGCGCUGGCGGCGCUGAAGCUGCCGGGCGUGGGCUCGCUCAGCCAGAGCACGAUCUGCCGCUUCGAGUCGCUGACGCUGUCGCACAACAACAUGACGGCCCUGCGGCCGGUGCUCCAGGCCUGGCUGGAGGGCGCCGAGGCCGCCCGGCGUGCCCGCCCCGCCGGCCCCGACCCCCCGCCCGGCGCCGAGCGCAAGCGCCGGCGGACCUCGAUCGCUGCGCCCGAGCGGCGCUCGCUGGAGGCGUAUUUCGCGCUGCAGCCCCGACCCUCGGCCGAGAAGAUCGCGGCCAUCGCCGAGAAGCUGGACCUCAAGAAGAACGUGGUGCGCGUCUGGUUCUGCAACCAGCGCCAGAAGCAGAAGCGCAUGAAGUAUUCGGCGGUGCACUGACGGCCCGGCCCCGAGCGCCCCGACGGCGCGGCCCUACGGGCCCCGGAACGGGACAGACGGACUGCCCCGAGCGCACCCCGCCCCGCCGAGCCAGCCCGGCCCCGGGACCGGAGCCCGGCGGGGAGCGGAGCCGGGGAGGG